AUGGCGCCAUCAGGGAGCGAAUUCGGUGUAGCCCCCAUUGUUGAUAAAAUGCGCGAAGCCCGUCUACCAUGGUAUGGUCAUGUUCUUCGCGCAAAGAAGGACAGUGUCCGUAAGAUCGGUCUCAACCUUGUCGUGUCCGAAAAGCGGUCUGGAGGACGUCCAAAGCAGCGGUGGCUCGAUACUUUGCACGAAGACCUUAACAUUCACCCCGAUCAAGCGUUCAAUCGGGAGAAGUAG
Messenger RNA from Haemonchus placei, 237 nucleotides. NCBI's taxonomy places the organism in Eukaryota, Metazoa, Nematoda, Chromadorea, Rhabditida, Trichostrongylidae. The record is from the annotation of a GenBank genome assembly.